Molecule: messenger RNA, 842 nt
Organism: Xenia sp. Carnegie-2017
Lineage: Eukaryota; Metazoa; Cnidaria; Anthozoa; Malacalcyonacea; Xeniidae
Exons: 2
Coding region: 1-651 (216 amino acids)
Source: RefSeq, a predicted model, not a curated record
AUGCAUCAUUUACACAUUUCCCGUUGCCAAAGCAUAUUCUGGGUAUACGGCCAUAAUGUAACAAACAAAUUCACUAUAGUAUUUGUAAACAAUGUUUUAGGUGACAUCUCGACUUCAUUGAUACUUAAAGGCGAACCAGAAAGCUUCCUGCAACAGUUAAAACAAUGGUUUUCAUUUACUAAAUUGAGCUAUUGUUGGAGAGCUUCCUUUGAUGGAUGGAAUUCUAGAAUUUUCCACUCAAAAUGUGACUAUCGAGGAAAAACAAUAACUUUAGUUAAAGUUGGACGAUACAUCUUUGGUGGAUAUUCAACAAACCAAUGGGGUGGUUCGAGUGGAAGUUAUCGAACAAGUUCCAGUAAUUACAUUUUCUCACUUCGUAACAAAGACAAUUUAAGCCCAUUUAGAUCUGAUGUCUAUCAAAACAGCAACAACGCAAUUUAUACUGACCCUGACUAUGGACCAACGUUUGGAGGUGGACAUGACAUACACAUCGCAAGCAAUGCAAACAAAAACACAAAUUCCUACACCAAUUUUGGACACACCUAUCGUCCUCCAUCUGGUUACAGCUAUACGAGUAGUAACACCCGAGCUCUUCUUGCAGGUUCAUACACCUUUACACCUGAUGAAGUUGAAGUUUAUUAUUACGCUUAACAUUUCACGUGAACUUCACGUGAUCUACAGUGUAAUUGUCAAUUCAGCAAUGAAUGACGUAUUGUUUGAGUAUAUUUCGUAGAUUGUAGAGAGCUGCCAGUUUUAGCUGAACGUGGUUAUUUCAUACAUCAUAACUAUUUUUUCUUGAACUUUGUCAUAUUUUUUGUUGAAUUUUUCAUCUUUCUUGUAAA